Messenger RNA from Ruditapes philippinarum (Manila clam), 787 nucleotides. RefSeq lists its product as uncharacterized. The transcript has 5 exons. Lineage: Eukaryota; Metazoa; Mollusca; Bivalvia; Venerida; Veneridae. Bases 56 to 787 code for a protein of 243 amino acids. The record is from RefSeq and is a predicted model, not a curated record.
AAGGAAUAUCAAUUUUAAAAAUCAUAUUUACCAUUAGUGUAAAGUUGCAUUGAACAUGUUUUGGCGAGCGUUUCUACUUGGCUUGGUAAACUUUUGUCUGUCAUCAGAAAACCCGAUUCUGUCACCGCUUGUUAGUGAUGAAAUGGAAAACAACACUUUGGAAUUGACGUGUUAUGCUCCUCAAAACACAAUUUUUUCCAAAUGGGGUAUAGUCAACGAUGAAAACAAGUUUUCAUACAUGUUUUCUGGGCCAAAUGGGACUUGUACAACAGACGGGUUCCUUGCUGAAGAUCGAAAUUAUGAAAUAAGUUGUUAUAGUAAUGGCACCUUUAAAGUAAAAAUCAAACGGUUAACAGUCCGUCACCAUGGCCAAGGAUGGUAUUGUUUUGAUGAGUUUAAUAUGAGUAGUAUUGCAAAUAUCAAUGUUAAAGUUCCCAUCAAAUACGUGAAAAUUGGAAACAGUUCCGACAAUAUCAUAGAGACAGUAGAACAUGUGGAAACAACGUUAACAUGUGAGACAUCUGAAGGACGACCUGCUGCUGACAUUACUUGGACUAAAGUAUCUAAGACAGAAAUGAGAACAGAUCUUACACAUAAUGCCAAAUAUAAAGUAACUAAACUUAGAAAUGGUAUGCUACUUGCACAAAGCAGCAUUGAUUUGAAACCACUUCGAGGGGACAAUGAUACACGGAUAAUUUGUGAAUCAGCAAACGAAGUAUCAAAUAUAAUAAAAACUGAAGUAACACUUCAUGUCCAAUGUAAGUGCAAAUACGUGCUAUCCUCCUAG